This is a messenger RNA of Spizellomyces punctatus DAOM BR117, 2510 nucleotides long. RefSeq lists its product as uncharacterized. The transcript has 3 exons. NCBI's taxonomy places the organism in Eukaryota, Fungi, Chytridiomycota, Chytridiomycetes, Spizellomycetales, Spizellomycetaceae. The record is from RefSeq and is a predicted model, not a curated record. The coding region runs from base 398 to 2227 and encodes 609 amino acids.
AGGUUCUUCCAGUGCCAGCCGCCAAAACAAGGAAACACCUGCAAAGAAGAACGUCGUAGGAACAGGGGGGGCUGAAAGGAGAAUAGAAGGAAGGGUAGAGGGUUUUUGCCUUUUGAUUUCUGAGAUCUCAUAACGUUUUUUUGGCCUCGUUUUUUAUUUGCGUAUAGACGUUAGACACAUUUAGAUUUACUGCGCUUUUUCUUGGCGGCUGCAUCGCUUGGAGGCCUUUCUUUUUGUUGCAGCUCUCUGUGCUUUUUGUUCUUUUGUCGUCUCUGCUUCUUGGGCGAACGGACGUUCCAAAACAAACAAAAGCGUUGCUUACGGCGAUUCACUUGAGAAUAAACAAAGAAAAUAGAAGCAUUGCAUCGUCACGACGGGAGAGCCGAGCAUUGUUAAAAUGUCGUCACUUACACUGCCGCGACGCUCGAUGCCUCCCAACUCGCCAUAUCUGCCGACCUUUGGGAAUUUGGGACAUUCGACGUCGACAGCUGCCGACUUUCUGCGCAUGCAAAAGCCUUUACCAAGUCGACCAGAUGUUGUUACCGACGUUCCUAUUCCUCCACGCACAAAGUCAUCCCCGCGGCGCGCAGCUCUCCGCGAAGACCUUUACCAAGACCCAUCAUUGGAAGACGAGUUUGCGGCUGGCUUGAUCAAACUGCUGUCCGGUAGUGGUACGGCGGAUCAGAGGGACGGCGAUGCUCGUGCCAAACAAGCGCCUUCUGCCGUUCCACCGCGCAAAGCCUCCUUGAGCCAUGCGAUGGGUGUGUCGGUUUCGUUGACUGGAAGUCCUCAAGGAGAGGAGCCGCCAAUUCCGGGACGCGACAUGGCCGGGGCCUUGGAGCAAGAGCAGUACAUUAAAGUGAGCUCCAUCUAUCAGACCUUCUUCACUUCGGAACCUGAAGAGAUGGAGGAGAGUCGUUCCCAAACACUGUCGCGGACAAAUUCAAUGCAUGUCCAAAUGUGUGAUCUAAUGGAUAUGUAUAAUAUGGACGAGGCCACACCAAUACCUAGACUGGAAAGAAGCCUGACUACGGAGAGUGUGCGCAGUGAAUGGCCAACAAGCGACAACCAUGCUUCAAGGAAAAGCAGCAAGAGUUCAAAGAGCUCCAAGACGUCGUCGGAUAGAUCUGGAAGUUUAGGAAGACCCAAAUCACCAAAGCUUUUACCCAUUUUUGGAAAUGGUACCCUUGCUCGCACCUUGUCGCGGUCAAAGUCGCGAACAGUAGACACUCCUCGCACGUUGGCUGAACAAGGGCUGACGAAUCCGGAUCGGGAAGGUCAUCUUUUGUUCCGUGUUGACAGGGACAGUCCAUGGAAAAGACGUUGGUGCUUGUUGAAGAAUGAGCAUGUUUACGUGCUCAAAUCUCAAAUGGACAAUACCGUAAUGACCAUCAUCAUGCUCACCCCGGACCUCAUCGUGCUACCUGAUGACUCUGGUGGGAACAGCACGGGCACGACCAGCCGCUCCAACAAGGCACAAUACGCAUUUAAAAUCGUCACACCUCAACCGGGAACCGGCUCGCAUGCGAUUCCGUUCUACUUUGCAGCAGAAUCGAGAUUGGAUAUGUUAAUGUGGAUAGCGGAUUUGGUCAAGGUGGCUAACGGCGCACCCAUCAAAGCUCCUCGAACACUCAUUCCGAUACGGUCUGAAUGUCCAACACUAUCUCGUGACCCUUUGAUUUCCUUCUCGACACCCACCGAAAAUACGCAGUCUCAACCUUCUCAGAAGACGUCAGGUUCGAAUAAACGAUUCACCCUACAAAACCUGACACAAAAACUAAAACACCAAAAGCCGAUUCGAAAGCUUCGUUCUUUUUCGCUGGAUUCGAAAAAGGCGGCCGUUGAAUCUCAACCACCCUCGCCACCUCCCCCACCACUACCGAUCCAAAUGCAACUUCCACCCCAACCGGAACUCCCACCCAAUCCAAUGUCUCAGUCUUUGCCUCGUAAGAGCGACGAUAUAGUUUACAAAGAACCGCCCCGAUACCCAGCACCUACCACACCUCCUCCACCAGUUCCUCCGGAACGAACAAUUUCUCUCUCCCCAAUGAGUUUACCCGAGGUUAAAAGUAUGCGUUCUCCCGACACUCGACGUAGCGGUAUGAUUGUCACUUUUGAUUUCAACGGAAAUGGACGAUUUGGAAUAGGGGAAGACGGGGAUGCGUGGUAUUGGGACCCGGAUUCGCCUCCUGUUCCGCCUGUGCCUCAGGUCUAUGCGAAGGCCUAAGACGAUAGAUAGAGCGCAUUUCUUCUCGUGGACUUGCUCUGUAAGAUUAGCUUAUAGUUUGUCAGCAGUUUGGUGAUAUAUAUGUAUGUGCGGAAGGUGAUGGCAGGUGAGACUCGCUUUUUUGUAUAUACCCCCCUGUCUUGCCUUUGCCGCUUCCUUCCGUGUCCAUGUGUUAGUUGGGAGUUUUAUUGCAUGUAAUUUGUUUAAUGGUAGCUAGUAUUUGUGUGUCAUUCCUGGGAUUUUGUUCUAUCCCGUCAUUAUAUACUUUGGAUAAGUUACUGGA